This is a messenger RNA of Symbiodinium sp. CCMP2456, 834 nucleotides long. The record is from the annotation of a GenBank genome assembly. Lineage: Eukaryota; Dinophyceae; Suessiales; Symbiodiniaceae.
AUGGCGGAGGCAAGGGCUUCGCCAGCGUCCCGGGAGGUACCUCGAAGGGAGCGGGUGCAGGCAAUCCCUUCGGCGGCGGUGGCGAUACCUUCCCACCGCAGAGCCAGGCUCCUCGGCCUCCUGGCCCGGGCCCCUUUGGCUCCUCCUCCGGAAGCAAAGGUGGCUUCGGCGGUCCUCCUGCAAGUGGCUUCGGUGGCCCACCUUCUAGCGGUGGCUUCGGGAGCCAAGCACCGGGAGGCUUCGGCGGUGGCAAAGGCCCAGCCGCUGGGAAUCCAUUCGGCGGCCAGGCUCCUGGAGGCUAUGGAGGCCCCCCGACGGGCGGCUUCGACAAAGGUGGCGGGCCGAAAGGUGGCUGGGAUGCUCAGAAGGGAGGAGGGCCUCCGCCUGGAGCUGGAGGUUUCGGCAAGGGCGGCGGUGCUGGAAAUCCCUUCGGGGCCGCCCCUGGUCCUGGGGGCCCUGCUGGCUUCCAGAGCCAACCUCCUGGUGGCUUCGGAAGCCAACCUCCUGGUGGCUUCGGAAGCCAGCCGCCGGGUGGCUUCGGAAGCCAGCCGCCGGGAGGCUUCGGAAGCCAGCCGCCGGGAGGAGGUUUCGGAGGUGCACCGAAGGGCGGCUUCGGCAAAGGCCCAGCCGGACCUUUCGGUGGUGGUGGUGGAGGUGGAGGCUAUGGCGGCUGGCCGAGCUAAGGCCUUCGGAGGGGGGGGGGGCCAGGCCGAGACUUGGUGGCGCCGCCCGCGUUUGAGCAGAGACCGCGCCAAGAGCUUUCGGCAGCGCCUGCAGUCCAGUGAACCCAGGGUUGCUCCAGGCGCAAUCCACCAUGAAGUGCCUGUAGAAUAG